CCCUCCCACAGGUUGAACUACAAGUCCAAGAAAACCAGCAGCAUAACUAAUCUCUUCCCUAAAAAAAAAAAAAAAAAAACUUUUGAGCUAGUGGUCAUGUUCACAGUCCUUAAAAUAAAUAGGGGAACUAAUGAUCUUGUUCACACACUCUUUAAAAUAAGUACGGAAAUAUUCUUAAACCAUGUGGGCUAAUGAUCGUGAUCGAUUGUGCCAAGAACAAUGUCAGAGUUUUGAGGUUCGACGGUCUCCAGUCUCCACCAGCACCACCGUCGCUUCUCUCUCUCUCUCUCUCUCUCUCUAGAUCUGUUGAUCGUGCCCCCCACCUUGAAGAGUUAGAAUAUUUUUCAGUGACAGAGACGUGAGAAGUGGAAGGAACCAAUUAGUCAUUAGGCCGCCGGGUGAUUAUGGAUAGGUCCCUUAUUAGUAUCAUCUAAUUUCUCCAAACAAUGAAGCUUAACCCUCCAUUAAUUAUCUUUCUGUGAAUAACAAUAACUGAAGAAGAAGAAGAAGAACGAAGAAGAAAAAAUGGCGACAGAGACCUCCUCAACUGCUUCUGCUAUACGUAAUCUCCAAGAUACACCCACUUGGGCUGUGGCUUCUGUUUGCUUCUGCCUUGUUCUUCUCUCCAUAAUCCUUGAAAAAACCAUUCAUCUCAUCUCCAAUUGGCUCAAGACAAAUAAGAAGAAAGCACUGGUGGAGGUUGUGGAGAAGCUCAAAUCAGAGCUGAUGCUAUUAGGUUUUAUUUCACUUAUAUUAGCAGCACUGCAAAAACCCAUCUCAAAUAUCUGCAUACCAAGUAAAUAUGGAGAUUCCAUGCUUCCAUGUCCCAAAACUGAAACUCAAACAGGAGAGCAGGUGACCCAGCAUUUCAAGAAGAGUGGAAAUACCUUCCUCUAUGAAGAUGGUCCUUGGCAUCCACAUAGAUUAUUAGCCUCUGAAGGUGGUGGCAGUACUUGCGCUGAUGGAAAGGUUUCUCUGGUGUCCCUAGAAGGAAUACACCAACUGCAUAUCUUCAUCUUUGUGUUAGCAUUCACGCAUCUUCUUUCUAGUCUGCUCACCAUGGCCCUGGGAAGAGCGAAGAUGAGGCGUUGGAAAUCUUGGGAAGAAGAGACUCAUUCGGUGUCCUACCAAGCGGCUAAUCAUCCUGAACGCUUUAGAUUCACAAGGGAAACAACAUUCGCCAGACGGCAUUUGGGUAGUUGGACAAAAUCGUCUGUACUUGUGUGGAUUAAAUGUUUCUUCCGCCAAUUCUUCCACUCUGUAGCAAAAGUUGAUUAUCUCACACUUCGUCAUGGCUUCAUCAAAGCACAUAUGCCCACGAAUCUCAAUUUCAAUUUCCGAAAAUACAUACAGAGGUCCUUGGAUGAUGAUUUCAAAGUAGUAGUGGGUAUCAGCCCCCCUCUGUGGCUGGUGGCUGUUAUACUUCUGCUAGCUGAUGUUAAUGGAUUACAUUUAUAUCUUUGGAUAGCCUUUGUUCCAUUACUAAUAAUACUAUUUAUCGGAACCAAGCUUGAAGUCAUUUUGGCAAGAAUGGCCCUGCAACUCAAAGACCAGACGGCUGUGAUCAUGGGAGCCCCUCUGGUGCACCCUGAUGACAAUCUUUUCUGGUUCAGUAAACCUAGAUUUGUUUUGUUUCUUCUACACUUCACCAUGUUCUUGAAUGCGUUUGAGCUUGCUUUCACUCUCUGGGCAACGUGGCAAUUUGGGAUCAGCACUUGUUACAAUGAGAACAUAGAGGUCGUAAUCGCAAGGGUUUUAUCAGCGUUGAUUGUGCAUAUCAUUUGCAGCUACAUUACACUUCCAAUCUAUGCCCUUGUGACACAGAUGGGUUCCCACUACAAGAGUGCCAUACUAGAAGAGCAAACCAUAGCUUCAUUAAAGAAUUGGUAUGGAAGAGUGAAGAAUAAACAACAAGGAUCAACACAUCAUCCACUAAUGAGUCAUCUUAACCCUGAAAUUGAGAGCAGCAGGAAACCCAGUCCUAUGGAAAUUUCUUCUCGACCGACAACACAACCCACCAGGGCACUUGCAGAAACUCAUUCUCCCCCUGGUGAUGAAAUCAGUGAAGCGAAAAUUGUUCCUUCUGGGGCAGCGGUAGUAGAUUUGUCGGGUUUUGAAGUGAGUCACGAGACACCUUCACAAUUCAGGAAGCAUUGAGUUCUUAUAGCCCAAUGGAUAGAUAGAUUUACAGUUUUCAUACUACCUUGGAUGACAAAUUAUGUACAUGUGAGAAUUAUUUGACCCCCUUGUUUACAUUAAAAUUGAAAAUAGUAUCUUCAUUUGCUGCUAAAACUUGAGGACUGAUCCAAGUUGAUAUGGGUAAUGAAUCUGGGUCAUGGCUUACAUAUAAGUCUUGUAUAGCUGAGCCUAUGUCAUUUUCACUCAAUUAAGAAUUUGGGUCUAAAUGCCCAGGUGGUGUGAUGAAUAACUUUUGGAGAUGUAAAUAUAUUGUUGUAUAGACCCUUCUUUUUAAAUGAAAUUUAAAUUUUAGAUUCUUGAAUCCAAA
Molecule: messenger RNA, 2506 nt
Organism: Macadamia integrifolia
Lineage: Eukaryota; Viridiplantae; Streptophyta; Magnoliopsida; Proteales; Proteaceae
Product: MLO-like protein 3
Exons: 15
Coding region: 526-2157 (543 amino acids)
Biological process (GO): defense response
Cellular component (GO): membrane
Source: RefSeq, a predicted model, not a curated record